AUGGGUUCUUGUUCUUUGUUCUCUCUUGCUCUUUGCUUUCUUGUUCUCUUCAAUUGUUGCUUUGCACAAAUAGAGCAAGUGACUUCGCAACAUGGCCAGCAAUGUCAACUUGAUAGGAUCAAUGCCCUCGAGCCUUCUCGAAAGAUCAAAUCAGAGGCUGGUGUUACUGAAAUUUGGGACGAGAACGAUCGGCAGUUUCAAUGCGCUGGUGUUGUUCUUAUCCGCCACAAGAUUAACAACCGAGGCCUUUUGGGCGUUCACGGAGCUGUAAUCCCAGGUUGUCCAGAGACAUUCCAAUCAUCAGGACAGUAUUCUAGGGAUCGAAGAGGAAGAGAAAGCUCCGAAGACCAGCACCAGAAGGUUCGACAAGUUAGAGAGGGCGAUGUUGUUGCCUUGCCUGCAGGAGUAGCUGAUUGGUUUUAUAACAAUGGUGAUUCCCCUCUUGUUCUUGUCCAACUUCUUGACACUAGCAACGAUGCCAACCAGCUUGAUCAGGAUUUCAGGAAAUUCUUCCUGGCUGGAAACCCACAACAAGAAUUACAAAGCCAAAGAAGCUCAUACCAGAGAGGCCGAUAUGAAGGCGAAGGCGGAAGUCCAAGGCGCCAACAUGAAAGAUAUCGCAAUAUCCUCAGUGGCUUUGAUGAGCGAAUCCUUGCGGAAGCAUUCAACGUUGAUACCAGUCUAGCAAGAAGGAUGAAGAACGAAAAUGAUAAUAGAGGCAUCAUCGUCCGAGUUCAGCAUGAACUUCAGAUGGUAAGUCCACCAGAGAGUCUAGAGGAGGAAGAAAGAGAACAAGAAUACCAAAGGAGUCCAGGUCGUGGCCGCAAUGGUCUAGAGGAAACGUUUUGCACCGCCAGGUUGAAGCACAACAUCAAUGAUCCAGAAAGUGCUGAUGUCUUUAAUCCACGUGCUGGACGUCUCGCCACAGCCAACAGCCUCAAUCUCCCCAUCCUUCGACAUGUUCGGCUUAGCGCUCAGAGAGGUGUCCUUUACCCUAAUGCUUUGAUGUCACCAAGUUGGAACAUCAAUGCUCACAGCAUAUGCUACAUAACUAGAGGAAGUGGAAGGAUUCAGAUUGUUGGAGACAAUGGGCAAGCAGUAUUUGAUGGACAAGUUCGAGAGGGUCAAGUAAUAACAGCACCACAGAACUUUGCAGUGGUCAAGAAGGCAGGAAUCCAAGGACUGCAGUGGGUAUCGUUCAAGACCAAUGACCAUGCACAAGUCAGUCAAUUGGCAGGACGUGUCUCGGUCGUCCGGGCCAUUCCUGAUGAUGUUCUUGCAAAUGCAUUCCAGAUAUCAAGGGAAGAUGCUGGGAGGCUUAAGAACAGUAGAGAGGAAGCUAGUGUUUUCAGUUCUUCCCAGCAGUCGCGACAUGGGAGGGAUUAA
Dovyalis caffra is the source of this 1386-nucleotide messenger RNA. The record is from the annotation of a GenBank genome assembly. Lineage: Eukaryota; Viridiplantae; Streptophyta; Magnoliopsida; Malpighiales; Salicaceae.